AUGGUAAGAAUAAACUAGCUCAGAUGAUGCAAACUAGCCGGACCAUCUUUCAAUUUUCAGGAUUUCCGUAAAACCAAACACGCGCUUUCCACUUGUGCUGGAUUAUUGAAUCAUGUCAUCAAGGAAGUGAAGAGGCUAAGUACUUUAGCUCGCUCCUCAGCUAGCUCUCUCGUUAAGGAGCAGAGAUUAGUUAUGGCAGCUGCUAGUAUUGCAUCAACAGGUAUCGUUCUUGAAGCACUAAGAAAAGACAAUUACGAGAACUGGAGCACUCUGGUAAAAAACUAUCUGGUGGGUGAAGGUCUCUGGCACGGCAUCGUGGAGUCAGAUCCUAAUAAACCUGAUUAUGGCGAAAAAGACAACGAUAGCAAGAAUGAAUGGAGAUCGAAGAAUGCAAAGGCUCUACACGCAAUUCAACUGGCGUGUGGAUCAGAGAACCUCUCCAACAUAAGAAAAUUUGAGAAGGCCAGAGAGGCAUGGAACCACCUGAAGAUCUCAUUCAGCGAAGACGUGAGGGCGUUUCCAGAUAUCGAGCAAGGAAGCGAGGAUGAUCGAUACAUUUACAAACUCCACAGUGACGUCAAGAGAGGGAACUGGGACGACGCAAAAUCGCGCCUUAGCAGCUACCCCGAUUCGAUCUUCUCCACCACACCAUCUGCGGGAAGGACUGUUCUUCACGUUGCAGUGGCUUCCGGACAAGCGAGGAUAGUGAAGGAGUUGGUUAAAAUGGGGAACAGACGGUUGCUGAGGAUGCAGGACAAACAAGGCUACACGGCUCUUGCUCUUGCUGCUAAGUUAACGGAUAACAUAAACAUGGCGGAGAGGAUUAUUAAGAAAGGUGGGAACGAGAUGCUAACUAUCAAGACCAAGGGUGGUGAUGACUGUGGCGAUUAUAAUGGUGAUGCUAAAAAGAAUGAGGACGAUAAAGCAAAGAAAAACACAGAUGGGGAGGAAGAAGAGGAGGAGGAGGACAGUAAAGGGGAGAUUCCGGUACUUUUAGCAUCAGCGAAUUGUCACAAAGAGAUGACUAGGUAUCUCUUCUCCCAAACUCCCAUUGACGUUCUCUUCGAUAAUGGUGGCUAUUAUGGUCUUUUGCUUCUCAGGCGAUGCAUCUCUGCAGAAAUAUUCGAUGUUGCCGUUAUAUUGCUCCAACAUAGACUUAACAAGAAAACAUCUCUGACUCAUAAAGCCAGCGGUCUAAGGUCCAUAGUACACGCAUUAGCCCACAUGCCUUAUGCAUUUCGCAGCGGUGCCCAGCUUCAGUGGUGGCAGCAACUUAUCUAUAAUGCUUUGAGGCUGCGGACCCGAAUAAACCUCUACGGCAGAAGUAUUGAGAUCGUUUUACAUAUUGAAGCAGACGAAGAACCAGCAGAUACAAAUACUUUAGCAGAUCUUUUGGCAACUCAUCCUUUAGGCAGAAUCUUCAGAACCAUUUCAGCCUUAUUGCUAGUAAAACACCUAGGUCGACUUCUUGGACGAUUUAAACAUGUCGUUCAAAAUUCAAUAAUUCGAAACCUUCCUGGAAGUGAUCAAAUAUAUGAGAUGAAAAUGAACCAUUAUCUAGUACUUGAGAUUCUUAAAUGCUUGAGUAGAAGGAUAUCGGUAUUAGAAGAAUCAGAGCUGCAUGAAUGCUUAGCUUACGACACAAUGUUAGUGGCGGCUAAAAAUGGAACUAUUGAGUUCAUAAAUUCAAUGAGAAAUGCAAACCUUGACCUUCUGUGGGCCAUGGACAAAAAUAAACGUGGAAUAUUUUCACAUGCGAUUCUGAAUAGACAAGAAAAGGUUUUUGAACUGAUUCAUGAGAUUGAAGGGCGCACAGAGAUGAUUGCAUCUCGUGUAGAUGUGUUCAAAAAUAACAUGUUGCAUUUAGCAGCAGAAUUAGGACCCUCUUCCGAUCUUGACACCAGAUCCAACGCAGCAUUACAAAUGCAAAGAGAACUUCAUUGGUAUAUGGCAGUGGAAAAAAUUGUGCCUCCUAAAUGCAAAGACUUGAAAAAUGCAGAUGGAAAGAAGGCCCGUGAACUAUUUAGCAGAAACCAUGAGAGUCUUGUAAAAGGUGGAGAAAAAUGGGCAAGAGAUACUGCAAGUUCAUUCACACUUGUUGGCACCCUCAUUAUCACCAUCAUGUUUGCCGCAGCCUUCACUGUCCCCGGAGGAAAUGACCAAUAUACCGGCAUACCGAUUUUCUUGAAAAAGCGUGCUUUUACUGUCUUCAUUUUAGCUGAUGCAGUAUCUCUCAUUACUUCCUCUUCUUCGGUCUUGAUCUUUAUUGGAAUCCUUACAUCGCGUUAUGCUGAAAAAGAUUUUCUCAGAAGCUUGCCCCUCAAGUUGCUGUUUGGCCUUAUCACUCUCUUCUUUUCCGUUGCAUCCAUGAUGAUAGCUUUUGUUUCCGCACUUUCUAUGAUGCUCAAGGGAUAUCGUGGUGUUGUGAUAGCGGCAAUGUCACUUGCCAUUAUUCCAGUAUUGGUUCUCAUUCCUACAUUGUUGAGUCUUUCCUUAGAGAUUUUAAAAUCUACACUAAGACCUAAUUUACUCACUGCUAAGAAGAAAAGGAGUGAAGCCUAAUUCUUAUCUUCAAUUUGUCCUAAUGAGCCUAAAAUCAUCCCCAUCAUUUGACAUAUCUUGUAUCUGUAUGUUAUGUGUAUAUAAUUUUUAACACUAUCUUUAGAAUGUGAUGGUUUCAAGGCUAAUAUAAUGCAGAAGCAGAAGCAGAGAAUGGAAACAGAGGAAUUUAUUGGUAAUAUAAAUGUACACAAAUUGAAGACCCAUAUACACAUAGUAGAGGACACUAGAGAUACUCCUUAACAGA
This is a messenger RNA of Arachis stenosperma, 2806 nucleotides long. RefSeq lists its product as uncharacterized. Gene Ontology annotation, molecular function: protein binding. The record is from RefSeq and is a predicted model, not a curated record. Lineage: Eukaryota; Viridiplantae; Streptophyta; Magnoliopsida; Fabales; Fabaceae. Bases 193 to 2562 code for a protein of 789 amino acids. The transcript is spliced from 7 exons.